Molecule: messenger RNA, 1971 nt
Organism: Trypanosoma conorhini
Lineage: Eukaryota; Euglenozoa; Kinetoplastea; Trypanosomatida; Trypanosomatidae
Exons: 1
Coding region: 1-1971 (656 amino acids)
Molecular function (GO): protein binding
Source: RefSeq, a predicted model, not a curated record
AUGUGGUCGCGGCGAAAUGCAUUCCCCCUGGCAGCGCUUCCUGAGGCCGGAUGCGCUCCGCUUGCCUCAACACCGUCAGAUGACCUCCGAUCUUCCACAGGACUGGCGGAGGAGUCGAAGAUUAAAUUUAUCACGACACUUGCGUACACGCUUAUUCCAGAGGUAACGAGGGAGGAGGCGGAGGUGAUUUUCUCCUGGGCUUUGAGGAAUGCAGGGGGUGGUGGCCGAGAUAAACACCGAUUGGCGGCACUUAACCAGAUUGAGUACUUCUUUGCAGGGACCGACAAUGGCCUGUUAUGCAUGUUUCCUAUCUUUCCGCCCACCAUGCGUCCGUUCCUGACGACUUCAACUGGGGGAGAAACAGUGCUGGUCCCCUGGAACGCUGGGCCCCGACGCAUUUUGCAUCGCCAUCGACACGAGGAAUCGGUGAUGUCGAUCGCGAAAUUGGCCACCUUAGUGGCUUCCGCAGGCUCGGAUGGUUACAUGCAUCUGAGCAGCUUUCAUCCGGCGCCGCGACAUAUUAUCUCUAUUCCGCAUCCAACGGCGGUACAUUGCUUGUUGAUGUGGGAGGGUACUUUGUUUCUCGAGAGGGAGACGAACCCGCAGCAGAGAUCGGCGGUAGCCAUAGCAGAAAGCUCAAUUGUAUACAUUUUCACUGGUGAUGAGAGUGGUUUGGUUCGUCUCUGGCGAGUGAAUGUUGAGGACCACACUUACUUCCUUUCGACCGUAUUUGUUAUUACUGCCCACGCUGGGGGCACUGGGUUUUCCUCACCACUGCAUUAUCUCGCUUGCGAGGAUGGGGACCGCACGAGUGUCCCAACGAAGCAGUCGAAAGUAAUUCACUCUCUUGCCCUUGACGAGGAUCGACGUCUUUUAGCUGGAGUGGAAGGGGGAGUCGUCGUGUGGGGGCUUGCGGCGUUGCCGUGGAAGCAGCGGGAGGAGGACCACAUUUUAUGCUGGGACAUUGAACAAGGGAAAAUGAACACCACCGCACUCUCUACGCUUCAGUUUAGGACGAGGAGAUUGACAAACGUGAGCGUGUGGGUCAAGGGAGCUGAUUUGCUGCAGAAAAGCAUCUGCAGCGAGAAGAGGGGGGACGAUGAGGUGAAUGGCAGCAAUUCUCAGAUGAAGGUGAUUCAGAAAUCAAGAUGGAAACCCAAGUACGGUACACAUGUUGCGAACGGGUUUGAUGUGGGUGUGGUGAGCAACUUGUUGACAUUGCCACCUCUGCAAGACAGCAAUGGAGAGUCCGCGAUGUCGCUGCUGCAGACUACGUAUGUGCCUCUGCAAUUUCCAUCGCUCAAGAACACAGUUUACUUUCCACUCCAUGCGGUAGAACCAGCGUUCACCCCACUGCAUAUUCUACCCACGAUAGGCAGUACAUGCUUUGCGCUUCUUGUUUUACAGCAUGGGAGGCGUAUUGUAACAGGGGGUUCAGACGGUAAAGUCGUGGUAUGGUUGUGGGACACAUCCGCCGAGGUGUACAUGCAAGGUCUGGUUUCAAGCGAGGGUCAGGGACACUGCGGGCUGAUUCGCCACCUUUGUCUCCUUCGCUCCCCAGACAUUUUUAUCUCCUGUGGUUACGACGACGGCCUGAUAAAGGAGUGGCAUGUGUACGAUGAGCCGGAGUUUUUUAUGCGUUGCGAGCGAAGCCUCAAAGUUAUCCCCGCCAAUUUGUAUGGCCUCACAUCCCACGUACCACUGCCAGUGCUGGAGGAGAGUGUAGGGGGGAUUUCCUGCGCAGUUUCUUUCCCUGAGUUUCACGCGCUUUUUAUUGUAGGUCUCUUUGAGAGCAGCAUUCAGACCUUUAGUCUGAUGGAGGUGCAUGGGUGUGCCCUGCCGGAGGAUUACGUUUACAACGGUUACAAAACGGUGCGCCUAACAGCAUCUGUAGCUGCGUGUGUUUCUCGGGGUCUUGGUCUUGGUGAUGUUGAUGGGCGCUUGGAAGGAGGGAAUCAUGCCUCUGUCUGA